UCUCCCUCCGAUUCUAAGAAACGAGAAGAGAGAAGUACGAAGCAACUCGAGAUCGCUAAGGUUGAGGGAUUCGAGCCGUAAUCCGAGAAGCAGCAGCAGGAGGAGAUGACGAUGGAGUCCGAUAGUAGAGUUGGGGCGCGCCAGGUGAUUGCUUGCAUUAAUUCCGUGGAGUAUCUAGGAAAAAGAGAGUACGCAGAGGGAGGAAUGGCUCUCAUACCGUGGCGGAGACGAUUGCUCGGUGGAAAGAGCAUGGUUGCCAGCUUGACUGUUCCAUGGAUGGUGAAAAGCCAAUCCGGAAACCACCUGCAAGAGGUUCAAAGAAAGGUUGCAUGAGAGGCAAAGGAGGUCCAGAAAAUCCUAGUUGCAGAUAUCGUGGUGUAAGACAGCGCACCUGGGGCAAGUGGGUCGCUGAGAUCCGAGAACCAAACCGGGGUGGCCGCCUUUGGUUGGGAACCUUCCCAACUGCUACCGAAGCUGCUCUUGCUUAUGAUGAUGCAGCAAGAGCGAUGUAUGGCAGUUUGGCCCGUGUCAAUCUACCUGGAGCUGUGAUGAGCAAGUCAUGUGAAUCAACUACGACUUCACAUCAUUCUGAUGCUAUCAAUGCCUCCGUCUCCAGCACUGGUCACAUCAAAGUUCCAAGCAUCGAACCGAAAGAUAAAGUUCAUUUUCCCAAGGCCGAAUUAGACGACGAGGAACUAAAAGGUGAGGCGGGAUGUGACAAGGAGCCUUCAUCGACAGCUGAUGCUUCAAACAUGGGGGUUUGUCAGUAUGGAGAUCAGACAGAUGCACCCGAGGAUGAAUUCUCCGUCGAGGAGAUGUUGAGGUUGAUGGGUGAUGAUACCGAAGUCAAUGUUCACGAUCAGUUUGGUACUGUCCAUGCAGAUACGAACUGGCAAUGCUUUAGUCCUUCAGGCAUGUCGUCGGGCUUCCAGAAUCCAGAUGCUACAACGUUAGGGUCUUUGUGGCGCACCGAGGAAAAUCCUUUCGACUGUAAGGACAGUCUUCUAUGGCCAUGGGUUGAUGACCAGGACAAAGGCCCGGAGGAGGCCAUAGAGACUUCAGAGUUUGGGGUCUCUUACGGGGACUUCCUUUCAAGCCCGAACAUAUGGUAAUCAUGAGAAGAUUCCUUCUUCUUCUUCUGUUUGAUAGAAUGACUCAGUUCUCUUGAGUAUUUUGUGAGAGACGGGUCGUCGUAUAGUCUUCAUGUUCUUCCCUCCCCUACUUGUUCGUGUGUAUGUUUAUGUGUUCUGUGUGUACAUAUCUUAUCAUUGUAGUGUACAAUAAAUAGAUUGCUGUAAUAUAAAGAAUAUCUCGUCUUCAC
Molecule: messenger RNA, 1321 nt
Organism: Musa acuminata subsp. malaccensis (wild Malaysian banana)
Lineage: Eukaryota; Viridiplantae; Streptophyta; Magnoliopsida; Zingiberales; Musaceae
Product: dehydration-responsive element-binding protein 2A
Biological process (GO): response to stress; positive regulation of DNA-templated transcription
Cellular component (GO): nucleus
Molecular function (GO): DNA-binding transcription factor activity; transcription cis-regulatory region binding
Source: RefSeq, a predicted model, not a curated record